AUGACUUACAUAAAAUCUUGGGAAGAAUUUGAAAAAAAAGGAGAACGACUUUAUCUACAAAACCCUAUUAAGGCCAGAUACAGAAUGAAAUACGUCCAUAAAGAUGGUUUACUAUAUUUAAAACUUACAGAUGAUAUUCAGUGUUUGCAAUACAAAACUGAGAUAGUUCAAGACUUAAAAAAAAUUGAAAGAUUCAUUACUAAUUUAAUGAAACAUAUGGCAUCGAAAGAAGCGAGUUAA
This is a messenger RNA of Pediculus humanus corporis (human body louse), 240 nucleotides long. RefSeq lists its product as uncharacterized. Gene Ontology annotation, biological process: negative regulation of translational elongation; SRP-dependent cotranslational protein targeting to membrane. Gene Ontology annotation, molecular function: 7S RNA binding. Gene Ontology annotation, cellular component: signal recognition particle, endoplasmic reticulum targeting. The coding region runs from base 1 to 240 and encodes 79 amino acids. The record is from RefSeq and is a predicted model, not a curated record. The transcript has 3 exons. Lineage: Eukaryota; Metazoa; Arthropoda; Insecta; Psocodea; Pediculidae.